UGGAGAAGGUGACAGAGAUCCACACACACGGACGAGAGAGAGUGAUGGAGAAGAGCUCUGUCUGAUGGACAAACACAGUUUCGGCUUGGAUUCUAGACGAGUUCUUCUUUCUGUCCCGCCCACAGGAUGAUUGACAGCCCCGUGAACCAAUAGGCAGGAUGAUCGCUACCGGCGGGCUGCUGAGGAUUUCCCGGCGCCAGGACUCGCUGCGAACCAAGAACCGCGCGGAGAACAAGAAGAAGAGGAAAGCCACGAAGAAACGCAAGAACGACGUGGUGGUGGUGAAGGGCAAAGUGAAGCUGUGCUCCGUCUCUGGGCUGGUGGCGGUGCUGGGGCUUUUAAUCCUGAUGAUCGGCGUCGCCAUAACCGUACUGGGAUACUGGCCCAGAGCAAACAACGAGAAAUUCAUGCGACGAAUAAAAGAGGAGAACCUCACAAGCAAUAACGAGUUAGUGAAGUCAAACGAGCCGGACGGCGCAAAUGCCUCAUCUGGCUUCUUCAAAAGCCUGUUUGCUGGUUAUUUAUACUCGGAUGACCUCAAAGUGUUUGGACCGUUGGUGAUGGGCAUCGGGAUUUUCCUGUUCAUCUGCGCCAACGCGGUUCUCCACGAGGAUCGCGAUCAGAAAACCAAAAUAAUCAACCUGCGAGACAUUUACUCCACGGUCAUCGACAUUCACAGUUUGCGCGCCAAAGACUGCGUCCCGUUCAACAGCCUCAUCAUGCAAUCGAAGAGCGAUAAACCCGCGUCUCCGCGAAACUACAGACGCCCAUCGUGCGCGAGAAAACACAGCGUGUUUCCGAACCCCCAGUCGUUCGCCGACACGAUUUCUAGCAUAUAUCACGGACCCGAGGAGGCCUUCACGCUCCCCGUCAUCAAACUCAACAACUGCGACAUGCAGGAGAACGAGCUGGCGCGGCGGAAGAGUUGCGGCGCAGCGGUGGAAACCAAAGCAGAGGUCUCAAGGACACGGAUGUCGCUUUCCCAGGAUUCAAAGCUCAACAUGGCGCAGGUCGCAGGGUCGCACCUGUCUCUGAGCGCGCUGACGGAUUCGGGCGACAGGUGUUUGGACGAGAGCUCGCGCAGGUUCAGCUGUCCCAGAUUGGAGCGAUCGGGCAGUAAGGGCUACAUUAAACUGGCUGAUCUGGGAGGAGAUUCGUUCGAGACGCCCGACGCAGAAAGAGAGGAGAAAACUCAGACACGUCUGCAUAAACACACUGCGUCAUUGUCACAUUUGUGAUAAACUCAACCCCCAAAAACCCUGUAAAGCCCGACUUAAUAGUCUUAACGGAACCUUUAGAAAACAAUUGUUUGCAUAUGCGUUUAUGUUUUGAGAAUAUGAGGCUCUUUUUUAUUCAGAGAG
Messenger RNA from Sinocyclocheilus anshuiensis, 1361 nucleotides. RefSeq names its product transmembrane protein 200A-like. The transcript is spliced from 2 exons. The coding region runs from base 159 to 1238 and encodes 359 amino acids. Lineage: Eukaryota; Metazoa; Chordata; Actinopteri; Cypriniformes; Cyprinidae. The record is from RefSeq and is a predicted model, not a curated record.